This is a messenger RNA of Caenorhabditis bovis, 615 nucleotides long. The record is from the annotation of a GenBank genome assembly. NCBI's taxonomy places the organism in Eukaryota, Metazoa, Nematoda, Chromadorea, Rhabditida, Rhabditidae.
AUGAUCUCUCGGCUUUUCUGUUUGGUGGCAAUUUUUGCCAACGCUUCGGCGGCCAGCGUUCGCAUUCAACGGCAGACAGUCGAUCAGGUAGAAAGCUCUGGAGCUCAAUUGCCCACUGCCAACUUCGAUCAAGCUGUUUUUGAGACGAAUAGCGAUGUUGAAGGCUCAGGAACUCAAUUGCAAUUUAUAAAUUUCAAUGAGAAUCCGGAUAAAUUUGAACAGAAUGUUGAUGUUGAAGGCUCCGGCGCUCAUUUGCAAUUUGUGAACUUCGAUGAAGCCGCCAAUCAGCAAGCGAUCCGCGAUCCAAAAAAAAAUUCGCCGUGUCAAAAUUCUGAAUCUUUUUUUUUGCAGGAAAACCUGACAAGCGACACGCCAUCCAACGUGCACGAGGUCACAGUAAAUCUUACCGAACGCGCCGUCAACACUCUUGUGAUCACAGUUCAUUUACCAACAAUCAGCAAUGGCCAAUUGCUCGAGGAACUCAAAAACGAGACGCUCGAUGAGACGCAUCUGCCAACGAAACUCGAGACCGCCGUAUCGCUAACGGAAAUGCUCGGCGAAUUGCUCGAACGAAUUCAGACGGCUUCAGUCGACGAGCCGACGAAACGACGAUAA